This is a messenger RNA of Colletotrichum destructivum, 333 nucleotides long. RefSeq lists its product as uncharacterized. Lineage: Eukaryota; Fungi; Ascomycota; Sordariomycetes; Glomerellales; Glomerellaceae. The record is from RefSeq and is a predicted model, not a curated record. The transcript has a single exon. The coding region runs from base 1 to 285 and encodes 94 amino acids.
AUGGAAACCCACCCACUGUCCCACCCCCCAUGUUGCCGAGCUUUCGACGCUGUGGCUUCGGCGCGAACCAUUUGCGGCAGGCGGUUCUACUUUUUCUUGGUCGCUGCACCUCGCGAUCCUCCUACGUCAGUCCUUGUGACUUGCAGCAUGCAAGUGAGUCGCGACAGCACAACGCCUUUCUCGAACCCUUUCUCCCACCAUGUACUUAUGAGAGAGACAUACCCCGCGACAUACCCCACGAUAUCAACCGCGCCCACCGUUGUCGUCGCCGCCGCCGCCCUAUGAUUUCCGCGUCGAGCCCGAAUCCUCGACUCAACAGCCCUGCGUCCUGAU